Molecule: messenger RNA, 2034 nt
Organism: Diaporthe citri
Lineage: Eukaryota; Fungi; Ascomycota; Sordariomycetes; Diaporthales; Diaporthaceae
Exons: 3
Coding region: 1-2034 (677 amino acids)
Source: RefSeq, a predicted model, not a curated record
AUGGCUUUGCCAAGCCUUUUGGACAUCCAGAAUGCCCUUCAGGCAAGCGUGGACAUUGAGUUCGGACUGGAGACGACUAUUUACUUGCGAAAGCUUAUAAAAGUUCCCGGCAGUCCCCGAAACGCCCGCGUCCAGAGCGUCAGACAGAGCGUCAUCCAGUUCCGUGCCAACAAGAUCAGCUGGCUGGGCAGCCGGCUGGACGAGAAGGACACGCCCAAGUCUGCCAUCGUCGAUGAUGACGACAAACUCAGCCUCUGUCCAGUCAGUAGCGUGACACUCGCGGACGAGCAGCCCCGGUUCAGGAAGCGCGAGACCUCCUCAAUCCUCGAGCUGUUCUACGACCUCUGGGUGGUUGCAACCCUCAACGUCUUCACGUCGGCACACGAGAUCACCACCCGGGACGAGCUGGCUUCGUUCCUGCAGUACAUCUUCCUGCUGUGGACGACCUGGUUCCUGGUGGUAGCCUAUGACGUCCGCUUCCUCGAGGACAGCGUCGUCGAGCGGCUCACCAGGGCGGUACAGCUCGGCGUCCUGCUCGUCUUCGUCCAGGCCGCGCCCUUCUUCGAACCAGCCGAGCAGACCCGUGGCGUCUUCGCCUCGCUGUCCCUCGUACUCGCCUUCUCCAGACUGGUUCUGGCGGGCCAGUACGGGAUCGUGCUCUGGCAGACCAGGUAUUUCGGGCAGGGUCGCACCGGGCUCGUCGCUGUCCUCGCCACCCACGUGCUGGCUGCUAGCCUGUACGCCAUCGUGUCGGCGGCAUUCUUUGUCCACGAAAACAGUCCGGCUUAUGUUGCCUGGAUGGUUGUGUCCACUUUUGAGAUCGUUGCGAACCUCAUCGUCGCGAUGAUGUCUCGGGUGGUCAGCUUUGAGGGCAGCCACCUGCCCGAGAGGCUCAGCCAGCUCACGCUCGUCGUGCUGGGAGAAGGGGUAAUUAAUCUUGCUCGCGACCUGACGAGCAUCGAGCGAAACUCUCAGAAUAGUUGGAUGUCAUGGAGCCCCCAGAUGCUGCUCAUCUUCAUCUCCGGCAUAGCCAUGGUGUACCUGAUUUUCCAGAUCUACUUCGACUGGAUGCAUCCUAACAGAAUGACCUCAUGGCCCCAAACCGCCUGGGCCCUCCUCCACCUGCCCUUCCACUUCGCUCUCCUCCUGGUAAUGGAGGCUAUGAACCAAUUCAUCAUCUGGUGGAGGCUCCUGGAGCUCAUCAGGCAGUCUGCGGCCGACAUCUUCAACGUCCUGUCUACCCUGCCGGUCGUGCCAACGAGCCAAGAGGUCGCCUCCAAGCUGAACGAGACUGUCACGAGAUUCGUUGAGACAUACCCUGCGCAGGAAGACGGAACAUUGGGGACUGAAGGCGUCAUGGAAACCCUGAAGAACGUAUCAAGCCUCCCCCAAGAGCUCUGGGAUGAGCUCUCCAACAGGGCGGGCCACGCCAAUGAGUCGUUUGUAUCCAGCGGUGCCUUGGCAGAUUCCCCCCGCGAAUUCCAAGACGACCUGGUGGGGCUCUUCUCAACUACCAUAGACACAAUAUUCAGCAACUUCGAGCUCGAACCGUUCGAGAGGGAGCCGACCGAGAUGACGGAUGCCUCCAGCGCCCAGAGGGAGGCGUUCGAGGCCACGACGCGCAUGUUCAACCUCGUCUUCGUCUACGCGUUUCUCGCGGCCGGCACACUGGUGAUCCUCCUAGUGCUCCUGCACGCUGCGUCCAAGAGGGAGGGCUGGACCCCGUUCAACAUCCUGCGCUCCGUGUUCAUCGGCGUGCUCGGGCUGGCGCUCAUGUUCGUCACGACACUGUCCACCAACGCCACGAGCCUGCACAGCUUUUUCGACACGCCUUGGCCACUGCCUAUGAUGACGUCUACCUUUGUGAUUGUGCUAUUUCUGACACAUGUGCCUCACCCGAGGUCUUUCCUUGGUUAUGCAGCCCCAGCAGAGGAGCCUCCGGUUGAGGAUCCGGCGUAUGGGUGGCCUAGAUACUACAACACUUCGAUUCGACCAUCACGAGUGAGGGAUAUGCCGGCCCAGGCCGGUGUUUAG